This is a messenger RNA of Aureobasidium subglaciale EXF-2481, 2210 nucleotides long. RefSeq lists its product as uncharacterized. Bases 401 to 1990 code for a protein of 529 amino acids. The record is from RefSeq and is a predicted model, not a curated record. The transcript has 3 exons. NCBI's taxonomy places the organism in Eukaryota, Fungi, Ascomycota, Dothideomycetes, Dothideales, Saccotheciaceae.
GACUUCGUUAUUGUGCUUCUUCUUGAUCUCAGAUUCAUGAGCCUGUCAUCUAAUUUCCGUCAGAAUUUCCCCAGAAGUCCCAGUACUACGGCGUGACAUGUAGGAACGCUCACUUCCGAGGCUACGUGGAGUCUCCCGGACCUCCAUAAUAUGCAAUACCUAGGCAGAAUCGUGCUUAGCGAUAUAGCGCCGGUUGAGACGCCACUAAAGCUCGUGGUCCCAAUGGAAUCCUCAUACCAAUUUACUUCAUGUUCGGAGACACACCGUAUUCCGUCUCCUUACCGAAGACAACAUAGUGCGGGUAGGUCCUGUGUGGGAAUGGCUAUUGUAUAAAAGGUAACGCUAUCCUUGCAGAGGCAGGAGAUUCUGCUACUGUCAGAAUUUUCCGGUGGAACUCAUCAUGCUUUCCACCAUGCGGUCCUUCUCCCAAUCGGUAUUGCUUGCAAGCACCCUUCUGACUGCAACGUGUCAACUCUCUGCAGCCACUGAUUCUGUACUGGAGCGAGAUGUUGACGCAGACGUUUUGGUCGCUCGUUCGGAAUUUCUAGGCUUCAGCAUGUACAAGAAAGGCGAAGUCGAGGCUACAGAUCUCCCAUCCAGCUGCAAGACAGCACUCACCCAAAAGGUCCUCUGCGACAACCAGAUCGCGGACUACGGUGGCGAGCUCCAAUGGCGUGGAUAUGUUUUCACAGAAAUAACAUCAUACGAGUCUGUUUGCGAUGCCUCGUGUGGCGACUCCAUUCGUUCGUACUUCGACGGUGUCGCAAAGGAAUGUGCUGGCCUCAAGGUGUUUGACCAAAUCAACACUUUCAAAGCCGGACGCUUACUGGAGGGGUGGACUGAAACUUGCUACUAUGAUCCAGAAAGUGGUCGAAAUUGCAAUGAAAUCAUAGACGGGUUUUCGGGUGAUUUUGAAGACGUGUACAACAUGCCUCUGGAUGAAAUGUGUUCGUUCUGCUACGUUGAGCACUACAGAAUAAUGCAAAAGUCUCCAUACUCCGCCUACGACGCCUUCUACGAACACAACCUGCAAAUGAUCAACGAGAAGUGUGGCUUGAACAAUCCUACCGAAGUACCCUUUCCUCUAGAUCCUCCUCAAGAACAAGAUCUUCACUGCAGUUCUAAGAUUUACCACUUGAUUCAAGCUGGCGAAACCUGUACUUCAAUAGCAAAGGACUACGAUGUCCCCGAACAUUUGAUACUUGAUUCCUACUCGUUUCAGUACGGAGGCUGGACUUAUGAGGUAGGGUGCGAUGAAUUCCGCGCCGGCCUCAAGAUGUGUAUCCCGGAAAAGGACUAUUGCGAAACUCAUUACUACCACACUUCCAAAGAAGGCGACACCUGCGCUUCUAUCGCGAAGGCCUAUGGCGUAGCAUCCUAUGACCUCACCUACCAGAACGAAGGCAAAAUCAACGAUUGCAACUCGAUCCCCCCUGGUCUUACACUCUGUAUGCCACCAGCCUGCGACACCUACGAGCUUCAAGCUGGCGACACUUGCCACGACCUCGAGAUCAGGUUCAACAUCACCAGCCCAGAGUUACUAGGGUAUAAUGGAUGGAUCAACGAUGAUUGUUCGAAUCUGGAUACCGGGAGGAUGAAUGAUGGUGGUAUUGUUUGCUCAUCAAUCCCGAUCUAUGGUGAUGGUGAAGACUAUACCGCUCCUGAUGACGGAACAUCUUCGGAGGAUGAGGUGGCUUCUAGCACUGUUUUCAUGACUUCGAUCACGCGUAGUUCUCCUUCGGAAGCUACUACUGCUGCUGUCACGGAUGGUCAUACUCGUCCGACGGGAAGCGUUGGAGAUGUUGCGAAGACUUCGUCAGAGCCAUCGGGAGGCAAAAUUACAGCUCAGACUACUGGUGCCUCUGCAGCUGCUACUACUACAAACGCGUCAACGGACAGAGUCUCGGCUGCGAUGAUGAUGAUGCAUGUCAGCAAGUGGCAGAUUAUUGCACUUGCCUUCACUGCGACCUUAUUCUCCUAUACACUGUGAGCCAUUUCGCUCGAGCUGUGGUAGAGCUUAAGCUUGUCAAACGCUUGUUCUCGGAGAAUAUAUACAUUCGAAAUUAUCUUUGCCGGCACAUUUCUGCUCUACUCUUUCUGCCCUAUCCCGAUAGAUCAGCUCUUGAACAAUCUCUCUACACCAGCUCAUCUUAUCCUCAUACGGAUAUGCUUUUCGUGGGAGGAGUGGGCACUUUUGGGGGGGGGGGGGG